CAAGGAAGCAGAAUAAAAAAAAUAGUUUCAAUAUUGAGAGGAAUGAGGUUGCAAUGAGGGUAUAAAGCUCACUCAGAUUCACUGUCCACAACCUCCUGACACAGACUUAAAGAUGGAAUUUGUGCUUCUCCUGCUGAUGGUGACAGCAUGUGCUGCUAUAACUCAAGAUCUGUCUGGUAAAAUGUUUACCUUCCCUCAGGAAUCCAACACAGCCUAUGUGACACUGUUUCCAAGCAGACAGUAUUUCCAUGCUAUAACUGUCUGUCUCAGGACAAUUACAGACCUCAAAAGGACCCACGUCCUUUUCUCUCUCUCUUCCCCACCCUCUGAUCCGAAUGCCUUUCUCAUUAUUAAGCCUGAAUCUGAUGGGAUUGCCCUCAAUGUCCAUGGUAAAGAGGAAAUACUUGGGGCAGAGGACUACAAAGUGAACACAUGGCACUCAAUAUGUUCUACAUGGGACUCUGUGACUGGCGUGGUGCAGCUGUGGCUAGACAACAAGCCAUCCAUUAGGAAAUAUGUUGGUGGAGGAAUAAUCACAAAUCCUCUUAUUAUCAUAGGACAGGAGCAGGAUACGCAUGGUGGAGGCUUUGACACCAAGCAGUCAUUCGUUGGCAUGAUGUCUGAUGUCCACAUGUGGGACUACACCCUCUCCGCCUGUGAGAUCCAGGAUUACAUGGAUGACAGAAACCCAACUCCAGGUAAUGCAAUCAACUGGAAGGCGCUAAACUACACACCCAAUGGACGAGUGCUGAAAGAAGACAAACAACUGGCCUGUCAUAUACAGUGUAAAUAGAAACAAAUAUAUAAAUGUCAUACUCCUUACAAGGCUUUUUCUGUUGAGUAUGAAGUUCAAACACCAUGUUAACCUGAAUAGUGGCAUUUAUCAGCUCGAUCAGCACAAUAACCUCAUUUCUCACCACCAUCUUAAAUGUGUGUGUUUCAUUUUCAUAUCAAAGCUGCAAGUUGUUAUUUGUAAUGAUAUAACUUUUGUCUGUCAUGUUUGCUGAAACUUGUAUGAUGGUCUUCCUGAAAGUUCAUUGAAAAUGGCACAUGCUGCA
This is a messenger RNA of Eleginops maclovinus (Patagonian blennie), 1058 nucleotides long. RefSeq names its product C-reactive protein-like. The transcript has 5 exons. The record is from RefSeq and is a predicted model, not a curated record. NCBI's taxonomy places the organism in Eukaryota, Metazoa, Chordata, Actinopteri, Perciformes, Eleginopidae. The coding region runs from base 113 to 793 and encodes 226 amino acids.